AUGGCGAUUGCGUUCCGAAUGAUCUUUCUUGUGAUCAUGGCGGUGGCGAUGGUUACGGCUCCGAUCGAAGCGAUGAAUCCUAGAAAGCUCGAUGACACAACUCCGGCGAACACCAACCCUGUUGGAUCACCGGAUGAUGAUCAAAUGAAGUGCGGUAGUUGUCCUUGCGGUAAGACUUGUUACAGCAGUCCACCUCCACCACCGCCAUCUCCAUCACCACCACCGCCAGCACCCAAGAAGCCGUCGCCAACUCCCGGUCUGAACUGUCCACCACCACCGUCAGGCGGUGGAGGUGGAGGUGGAGGUGGAAAGGCACCGCCAGAUUACAUUUACAUCACUGGUCCACCAGGAGACCUGUAUCCGGUUGUCCAAUCCGUCUCAGAUGGUCGUCGGAGCUUCACGGUGGCGCCGUCGCUUCUGGUGUUGUCUGGAUUACUGGUGUUGGAGCCUAGUAGCAAUGGCGGGAGCUCAUACGGGAGUCGAUUGACGGAGGUAGAUAUGUUAAAGGAGAAACUAGCAAAGUAUGAGGAGGAUCGCUUGCAGUUUCUGGAUUGGCUUGAGACUGAACAGAGAAAAAAAGGAACUUUGGAGUAG
Molecule: messenger RNA, 594 nt
Organism: Cynara cardunculus var. scolymus (artichoke)
Lineage: Eukaryota; Viridiplantae; Streptophyta; Magnoliopsida; Asterales; Asteraceae
Product: sulfated surface glycoprotein 185-like
Exons: 4
Coding region: 1-594 (197 amino acids)
Source: RefSeq, a predicted model, not a curated record